Mustela erminea (ermine) is the source of this 3597-nucleotide messenger RNA. RefSeq names its product DNA damage induced apoptosis suppressor (gene DDIAS). Bases 115 to 3000 code for a protein of 961 amino acids. Gene Ontology annotation, cellular component: nucleus; cytoplasm. Gene Ontology annotation, biological process: negative regulation of intrinsic apoptotic signaling pathway in response to DNA damage. The transcript has 5 exons. Lineage: Eukaryota; Metazoa; Chordata; Mammalia; Carnivora; Mustelidae. The record is from RefSeq and is a predicted model, not a curated record.
GACGCGGGAGAUUCGAUUGGAAGGCGCCUGGCUGGUCGCUAAGCCCUGGGGUCUGCACCACCGAGCGUUGCCCGGGCAGGUUCCGUCCUCUGCUUCAGACUGCAGUGAGAACAUAUGAAUAGAGGAAGAAAAUUUCUUCUGGCCUCAGUUCUUGCUCUCCAGAAUUCCAGUUUUAUAUAUCCUUCAUGUCAGAAGUGCUUCUCUCGGAUAAUCCUGGUCUCCAAAAGGUCUCAUUGUCCAAAAUGUGGCUCUACUGGUAAAGCUGAAAAUGCCAAUUAUAGAUACAAACUUUCCUUAAAAGUCGCAGAAUCUAACAAAUUAUUUGGCAUUACUGUAUUUGGAAGCUGCUUAGAUGCAUUUUUUGGUCUUACAGCCACUGGUUUGCACAGGUACAUUCAGGAUCCUAAUGAAAUUUCAGAAACACUGGACAAUGAUGCAAUUCGGACCCUAUUAACUAAAGCAGUUGAAAUUUGCUUUGUUGGACAAAGCUUUAUUUUUGGAGUGACGAAUUUUGGAAACCGAGAUGGACAAGGUUCAGAUUCUAAUAACUUCUUAAAGCAAUGCUCUAACCACAGGAGAGAAGUUAAAGCGUUAGUAGCUUGCCAGAUUGUUCUACCAGACCCAGGUGUUGCCAGCUUCACUGUCAUUGACUACUUCCAUCAGCUUUUGCAGAUUUCUGAUUUCAGGAAACUUGAUGGUGGCACCCAGGCAUCAAGUAGCCACUUACUUGCUUCAGAACACACGAAUAGUGAUCUCAGCAACAUCUGUGACCCUGACAGCAGUUCUUGUUUUUUCAAGUCCCAUAGCAGAGGUAAUUUUUCAAGAUUCUGGCAGACAUCACUUGAGCUCACUUCUACUCUUUCACACCUAACAAAUGAUGAUUUUUCAGCUUCAGAACAAAGCAAGGCCAUUGGUACUCUUCACCAGAACAGAAAGUACAUCUAUUUUACAGAGGCCACUGCUUCCAAUAAUAGCUGCCAUGAUACCUUUCAGGGUUCUUGGAGCCUUGUUUCAUACAUGGAUAAAAAGAGUACAGCACAGAAGUUGGAUGAAGAGCUUGGCUUACAAGCUUAUCAGCCCACCACAGUCCAUAGCAGUCAUGAAAUCAGAGUUACUCACCCUAAUAUUUUCCCUUUGAAAAUGCAAGAGCCCCUUGAGUCAGGUAAUAAAAAAUCCUUCCACAGUGCAGUGGAAAUUAAAAAUAGGUAUUCCCCACGUGAGCCCACAUGUCACCAGUACCAUGAUUUAGAUAACCCCAGUAGCCUUCAGGAGAGAUCUACAUGUUGUCCACCUUCAUCACUCAGACUUGAAGAGGUAACUGGUGGUUCCCAGGACUCUGACGCUGAGAUUUGGGAUGAUCUGCCAUUCUCUGAAAGCCUGAAUGAGUUUCUGGCAGUUAUUGAAAGUGAAAUUGCUAUAACCCAGACAGAUGCCUGUAGUAGGAAAUGUCUUCUAGAUAGUGACAUCGAUAGAUUACAUGCAGACCACAGCAGGUUAUCUGUGACUUCCCAGACAACUACGGGAACCGUCCAUAUACCACCUAUAGCUUUAAGAUCAUCACAAGCAGCCAUCGAAGCAAGCUGUAGCAAAGAUAACUUCCUUUCCAACCGUGAAGCAAAUCCAAGUCCUAGUGUUGAGGAGUCACAGUCAAAUAACACAACAGAGGCUGUCUCUAUAAGUAGUAAUGGAAGUGAUAUUUCUGAAUAUUUUCCACCAAAUUCUUGUCAGUCAGCUCUGUUUCCGUCUUCAGAAGGUUUAGAAACGACAAGUACUCUUAAGUCUACCAGAAUUCCACCGCAUAGGGCUGAAAUUUCACUUCACUGCCAUACUUCAGAGAGUGACCAUUCUUAUCUCAGUAGCAAAUAUUUCAAAAGAUGUGGAGAAAAAUCAUUUGAAAUGAGUGAAAAGUUGGUAACUUUGUGUUCCAGGAGAUAUAAUAUUUCUGACUUUUGCAAUUUAGAACAUGAACAACAUUAUAGGUGGCCAAAGAACCAAGGCGACAGUUUUACAAUCUGCAGAAAGCUUACAUAUCCUUUAGAAGCACUUUGCAGUAGUCCCAAAAGUACAAGUACACUGAAAGAAAUGCCUUGUGGACAUAUCAACAAUAACUUAACACAGAACUAUUCUACUGGUCACGAAGGUAGUAGCUACGAUGCUUCUGCUGAUCUCUUUGAUGAUAGUCCUAAAGAAACGGACAUUACAACAGAAAUUACUAAAAAGUCACAGGACAUUUUGUUACAGUGGGGAAAAUCUUUGGCAGAAAGUCAUCAUACAGAAUCAGAUUUCUCACUGAGAUCACUUCAUGAGAAUUCCAGCCAAUUUUCACAAAAGUUAACUUUGCAAAGCAUAUCUGCCUCUGUGUGUCCAAGAACAUGUUCUUCUCCACCUCAUUUUCAGGCAGAUUCAGAAUAUGAUUUUGGAGAUAGUCAAGACUUUGUUCCAUGUUCACAGUCAACUCCAGUCGCAGGAUUCCACCAAACAAGAGCUCAUGGGAUAAAAGGAGCUUUCAAAAAUUUACUUGUCUUUUAUUCGGAUCUUGAUGUUAACUAUAAAAAAAGAAGGAUUUCCUCUGAAAAUGAUGCACACCAAGCCACCCGUAGGUGUCGAAACAAUGUAAAGACACCCAGCCAGAAAUUCAGAAGCCCUAUUAAAUCUGGUACUACACAACCAGAGGUUUUCAAUAUUGCUGAGUGUCCUGAAACUGAUAAUGAAUGGGUCCCUCCUACCACAAAAAAAGUAUUUCCUAGAGAGAUGUUUGAAUUCCAAGCCGUGGGUCUAAGGAAAUGCUCUGCUGCUUGUGAUUCUACUGAUCAAGAAGAAUUACUGAGAAAGAAACUGAAAUGUGUCAAACGAAGAACAAGUUCAGGCUGGCUUUCCAAAGAGUCAGUUUGGGGACUUGAUUCUUGUUCAGAAGUCCAGUGUUGCUUUCCAUUUUCAGAAAAUUGCCCACCUGCUCUGCCUGAGAAUAAAAACAGUUGGUCUCCAGAAUUAUUUUCAUAGAAAGUCAACCUGGAGCCAGCUGCUAAGCUUUUAAAGGUAAGUCUGUUUGGAAAUUUUUGCCUGCUGUAGUAUGGAAAGCAGUCUUGAAUUUUGAAAACUUAAACAGAAGCAAAUAGAAAAUAGGUUUUUUUGUGCUUUUUAAAAUGUAAAGCCAUUGUUUUUCCCACUGUUUUAUCCAGACUACAUUCGUUCAAAUACUUAGGCACUUUAUCUUAUUGUUGAUUGUCCUUUAGUGAUAUUGUUAAUUUUGCUUGUUAAAAGUAUUUGUUAAGAUCACAUGUACAUUCAGAAAUAAAGCUUUUGCAAACCAAAAUUUGAAGUCAUAAUUGUUCUGCCCAGCUCAGAAAAUGCCUGCUAUGUAUUAGGGCCAACUAUAGUGCUGUGUUUGUGAUACAAAGCUACGAGAUCAGUAAUCCCCCAAAAUUUUAGUCUCCUGGGUAAGACAGACGUAGACAAUUCAGUACAAUGCAGUAAAUGCAAUGAUAGAGGUUUUUAAUUGGUACUAAAACAUUUAUGUUGCUAUGGAGCAUGGUAGAGAAUCAAUUAACUAAGCAACAUAUAUGGGUGGGGAUAAGAUCAAUAAAAACUUACUGUUUA